Molecule: messenger RNA, 326 nt
Organism: Pelobates cultripes (western spadefoot toad)
Lineage: Eukaryota; Metazoa; Chordata; Amphibia; Anura; Pelobatidae
Source: the annotation of a GenBank genome assembly
AACGUAUGAAGAUAGAACUUAGGGAAUACUUCCUUGCGAAUGCAACAGGCGAGGUCACGGACUACACAGUGUGGUCCGCACACAAAGCGGUGAUGAGGGGCCAGUUCAUCAGACAAUCAGCGUACAUAAAGAGACAUCAUCAGACCACCCUACUAGAAUGCCACAAACAGAUAGCGAUACACACAGCCCAAAACAAGAAAACACCCACGGCAGCCCUAGCAGACAAAUUAAGAGGUCUGUAUCAGGACCUAAAUGAGCUCAAUGCCCACAAGACCCAAUAUCUCCUACAUAGACUAAGAGCCACCACGUACCACCACAGCGGCAAG